AUGCCCUCUUCGUUCUGCGUUGCGCAAAAGAUGUCGUGGGCAGCACGCCGUACCACCACCCGGAAAGAAGACAUAGCGUAUUGCUUACUGGGAAUCUUCGGAAUAAACAUGCCUCUGCUUUAUGGAGAAGAGGAAAUGGCUUUCAUCAGAUUGCAGGAAGAGAUCAUGAAGUCGACACCCGAUCCCAGCAUCCUAGCAUGGAAAUUGUCAUCGGCAAUACAAGACGUGGCCAUCGGCAGCCACAAUAGCAUACGCUUUCCCAAUGCUAGGUCUGGCAAGGAGAUUCAAGGCUCUGCUCUGCUUGGGGUAAUGUCGUAUUCUCCAGCAGAAUUUGCAGAUUGCCGCAAUUACGAGCGCACGAGGUAUGAUGGUCUAGCCGAGUCAACGAUUACCAACAUUGGUGUAAGGACUCGCGCACCAUUAUACUCAAUGUAUGGAAGUGAAGGAAUCGGCUCAGUGUCGAUAUACCCGCUGUAUUGCGCUCUCAACAAGAAGUAUUUGGGACUACAUCUGCGUCACGUCGGUCGGCGCCGUUAUCUCAGGCAAAACCCAUGUACACUUGUGGAAUAUACCCCAAACCAAUUCCUCCACAACCCUCCUGCGGAGAGUUUUCUUCUCACCAAACUCCCCAGAGGUUACCGCUGGUCUGACUUUCGACUCGCACCGACGAACGAGACCAUGCGCGAUCUAAGAGCUCACGUGCUUCAUUUCACUUUGACGGAAAAAAUGACUCUCUAUGACCCCUGGCCAACAGAUCUAUACGACUCCGAGGAUCAGUUGUUCUUUUUCGGGCAUGUUCCAAGGGAAGAUCUUGCCUUGAUUGGCCUCAACUGCAGAUUUACCAUAAGUUCGGGCGGCAUCCCCCACACUGUCGAGAUGCGCUGCAUUUUUGUUGCCUCUGGAUGGUCUAAACCAAGUGCUACGCAGAGUCAAUUCAGCCUGCUUGACGCUGAGACUGAUGGGUCAAAAGUUGACGUACUCAGAGACCGCCUGCGUUUAGGUCAAGACACGAGGCCUUCGUGGGUUGUCUUGAGAGAAGCCGGAUUGCCCACGACACUGACCGUGCGACACUGUGUUCCCGAGACCGAAAUAGUGGCAGUCAUCUCCUGCCAGCUGCAGAGGCGGGUGCCGGACGAGAAGAUAUCGAAUUGUGCAUUUUACGAUGUGAAAUUCAUUCUCAGCUUGUACAGUGCAGACGACUGUUCCAUACCUGCAGGGGCAUAG
This is a messenger RNA of Ascochyta rabiei, 1224 nucleotides long. RefSeq lists its product as uncharacterized. Bases 1 to 1224 code for a protein of 407 amino acids. The transcript has a single exon. The record is from RefSeq and is a predicted model, not a curated record. Lineage: Eukaryota; Fungi; Ascomycota; Dothideomycetes; Pleosporales; Didymellaceae.